GCCCUCCCUUCCCCGAGGCUCUUUUAUGGUCUGCCUCACACUUUUCCUCUUCGCUUUGGAGGCUUCGCUCCCCUUGAAGCAGUCAGCACCGCCCCAGGGCUGCCCCCUCCGCCACCGCCUGCGCCAGCCAAGUGCCCAGUGCAACCCGGGUCCGUGGCCCCCGGCCCCCCACUGCCAUAAAGAGCACCGGAUAGCGGGCAGGAAGGGGCAAGUGGGCCAGACAGAGGCACAGGAGGGGCCAGGCAGAAGGUGAGCCGUCGCUCAGCAUCCCCGGUUGGGCGUCGGACCUGCUGCGGCUCAGGAUGCAGUGGCUCAGGUUGGCGCUGGCAGCGCUGUUGCUGGCCGUGGGCAGCCCCGGGGCAUGGGGCGAGGAGGGCCUGGAUUUCCCCGAGUACGACGGUGUGGAUCGGGUCAUCGAUGUCAACGCCAAGAACUACAAGGCGGUGCUGAAGAAGUAUGAAAUCCUGGCUCUGCUCUACCAUGAUCCCGUGGGGGACGACAAGGCAUCGCAGAGACAGUUUGAGAUGGAGGAGCUCAUCCUGGAGUUAGCAGCCCAAGUCCUGGAGGACAAAGGCGUCGGGUUUGGCCUGGUGGACUCGGAGAAGGAUGCAGCUGUGGCCAAGAAGCUGGGGUUGACAGAGGAGGAUAGCGUGUACGUGUUCAAGGAGGAUGAGGUGAUCGAGUAUGAUGGGGAGCUGUCCGCUGACACCCUGGUCGAGUUUCUUCUGGACGUGCUGGAGGACCCGGUGGAGUUCAUCGAGGGAGACCACGAGCUCCAGGCCUUUGAGAACAUCGAUGAGGAGCCCAAGCUCAUCGGCUACUUCAAGAGCGAGGACUCAGAGCACUUCAAAGCCUACGAGGAUGCAGCAGAGGAGUUCCACCCCUACAUCCCCUUCUUUGCAACCUUUGACAGCAAGGUGGCCAAGAAGCUGACGCUGAAGCUGAAUGAGAUCGACUUCUAUGAGCCCUUCAUGGAAGAGCCCGUCACCAUCCCUGACAAGCCCAACAGCGAGGAGGAAAUUGUGAAGUUCGUCGAGGAGCACAAGAGGUCAACACUGAGGAAGCUGCAGCCAGACAGCAUGUACGAGACCUGGGAGGACGACCUGGACGGGAUCCACAUCGUGGCCUUUGCAGAGGAGGAUGACCCUGAUGGCUAUGAAUUCCUGGAGAUCCUGAAGGAAGUGGCCAGGGACAAUACAGACAACCCCGACCUGAGCAUCAUCUGGGUGGACCCUGAGGACUUCCCACUGCUCAUCCCCUACUGGGAGAAGACCUUUGGGAUUGACCUGUCUCAGCCCCAGAUCGGCGUGGUCAACGUCACCGAUGCUGACAGCAUCUGGAUGGAGAUGGAUGACGAGGAAGACCUGCCCUCGGUAGAUGAGCUGGAGGACUGGAUCGAGGAUGUGCUGGAAGGCGAGAUCAACACAGAGGACGAUGAUGACGACGACGAUGAUGACGAUGACGACGAUGACUAGAUGUCGUCGCCUCCCUGUUGGGUCUCGCCCGGGGCCACACUCUGCCCGGGCCCACCCAGGGCACCCACGGGGUCUUGGGGGUGGGGUGACAGCAGUGUGUGGCCACGGCCACGUGGCCAGACUCUAGCCGUGGCACAUUUUUGUAUGGAUCCUAUUUAAGCCGUCGGCUCCCCGGGAACCACAUGCUGCCCCUGACAGGUGCUGGCUUCCUUGGGGGGAGGAACCCCCCAAUGCAGCCUGUGCCCCCAUCCCCUCCCCCUUCCCAAGGCACUCACAAGGCACGAAACAGGGCUUAGCUGAGCUUUAUCUUGGCCUUGUUGCCCUGACACCCCUCCUCGAACAGCUGGGGGGAGUCAGGCCACAGCACAGCCCUGACCCCACUAACCCUCAGGCUAGAGGAAAAUCCCCAUCCUCUCUCAGCUCUAUAGGGCUCAUGACACUUGAGUGAGUGGCUCCUGUUGCUACCAGCUGAGGCAACAGUGUCCCAUGCACUCAGAGCCAGCUCAUGCCAACAUGGGACAGAAGCCAGCCCUGAGCCCCACUUCGUGCCCUGCUGGCAGCGUGUGACCCUGUCUUCGGGCUCUCCCUGUGACGGGAGCCCUGCAGCCUGCGGGAAGCAGAGAGGGGUCCUGCUGCAGGCAGACCCCAGCUAGAGCCUGCCCCCUUUCCCCCCCACCCUGCCCCGGGGAGCAACCAAUGUGCAAUUUGUAUAUUUAUAACCAACUUUGUACAGAGCAACAUUGCAACCAGCAAGGCAAUAAAACCUGCAGUACGGCG
This is a messenger RNA of Alligator mississippiensis (American alligator), 2252 nucleotides long. It is a transcript of the gene CASQ1, whose product is annotated as calsequestrin 1. The record is from RefSeq and is a predicted model, not a curated record. Bases 303 to 1475 code for a protein of 390 amino acids. Gene Ontology annotation, molecular function: calcium ion binding. Gene Ontology annotation, cellular component: sarcoplasmic reticulum lumen. Lineage: Eukaryota; Metazoa; Chordata; Crocodylia; Alligatoridae. The transcript has 11 exons. Gene Ontology annotation, biological process: regulation of skeletal muscle contraction by regulation of release of sequestered calcium ion.